AGUGAGCCACCGGUCCACCUCCAUCUUUCCACCCUGUGUUCGCAUCAGUGAAGGCGAACAGCUCUUUCUGAAUGUGACUAACGUGUAAAUUUCUUUAAAAAAUACCCCAAAAAUCAUAGAAAAAAAAAAUCCUACUAACCAUGGAACGUACACGAAUCUACGAAAGAUCAUCGAACGAAGACACGCGGAGAAAAGUGUCACAGGAGGUGGAAUUUGGCCCGAAAAAAACCAUGCUAGUGUUGGCUGUUGUUGCUGCUUGUUUUGCAGUGUUAUGUCCAAAAAUUUUUUAUCCCAUGUUGAUGGGACCUGCGAAUACUCCACAAACGUCAUCCGACGGAUCUGUUUGCUGCGAUUUGAUAUUCGAGAGUGACGUAAAUACUGUGGAUAUUCUCCAAGAGAUGUGCCAAAACAUAUUGAAACACCACCAGAUAGAUCCACGUGUUCGUGAUGCACUGAAAACGAAUAAACUCACACCACAAAGUGCAAGUUUUUGCCGUGACGAAGUCCUGGCAAGAUGUGGCAUUGAUUUGUCAUCAUUCUUGGCGAAAAAGGAGAGACUUGGAAAAACGUACAAGCAAGUUAUAGAGGAAAUAAGGUCCUUCAACAGUUCAUUGUGCCUCAGAAAUAAUUUUGGUGUACCAUUGGCACAAUUGGGAACACCGCAUCUCAUAAGAUAUCAUAUAUUAAUGCCACAUACCCCCUUGAGACAAGAAAGACGACUGCCACCUCAUGCUGGUGGACUACAUCCGGCAAUGAGAGAACGUGGCAGAGCUAUACCGACAUCGCACAUAGUGCCACGAGUUGAUGGCAGACCAGAAAAUGUUGUCGUUCAAAAAAUGAGGCCACCAAUGGGUGGACCUGGACGAGUUGUACCACCACCAAGUGGUGGUGGCGGUGGCACUAUGGGCAUCAUCCUCCCACUUUAUACCAUUGGGAUUCUUCUUUUCUUCCUUUACACUAUUGCUAAGAUACUGAGAAAAAAUUCGAACAACGAAAUUUAUCAGGAUUAUCACAACCCCGAGGCAGAAAGGGAAUUUAGGGAUCGCGUAUUCAACCCUGAUACCCUAACUACUGCAAUGACCGGCACUAGUUAUUAUCGGAAAGAGAGAUCACCCUCACCUAAGGAGCCACUUCCCACGAUUGAAGAGCUUCAAGCACAGGCAGCAGGAGACAUUGAGGUAAAUCAGCUGAUACAACGAUUGGCAGACACCGAGGCAGCGAUGGAACGAAUUGUUGUACAAAUGGGCAAUUUGUCACGAACAAUCGUACAUAAUCCCCAGUGCACAGAUACACAGGGAGAAUGUAUGGAUAAACAAUGUUAUCAGAGUCCCAACGAAAGUGGGGAAAUCGAUGCAGACUCAGGGUCAGCAAUGAAGGUCAUGGGAAUGGAGAUGACAGCUACCUCUGAGAGUGGCCAGAAAAUAAGCCGACCUACCACCCCCAUUUUCCCUGAUGGACAUGGGCCAGAAGAACGUGAGAAGACACCGCCGAAGCCAAUUUAUCUCGAGGGUAUACUUCCGCCACAAUGCGAAAUACUGGUAUCAGACUCGGAAACCCAGGAGGAGAGCUCUGAGGAGAAUUCCGAUGCUGCCAUUGUAUUAUCAAGCAAAGUGACACUGUCACUCAUCAGUCACGAUCAGAAUUCAUCUGAUUCAACAGAGGCUAUCGAACAUUUGGAUGAGAAUAAAGGAGUUAUACCGAGGGAUCUACCGGUGAAAACACAGGAGAAUGGGGCGACUCACGCAGCAACGUUGAUCGAUGAAGAGGAAAUUAAUGUUAUCAGCGAUGAGAAAGAUGAGGUGGAAAUUGAUAUGAAAGGUGAGCAACAUCCUAAUGAGAAAAUGUCUGGCACUAUAACGAGGGAUGGAGAAGUGGAGAAGGGGUAUGAGGAAGAAGAUGAAGAGGAGGAAGACGAGGAAGAGGAGGAAGACGAUGCAGACGGUGCAGAAAUAAAUGUACUACAGUCGAAAGAUCAAAUACAGGUGGUGAAACAAUUAGAAGAAGAGGAAGUAAGUGAGGAAGGGGAAGCGGCAGAAGAAGCGGAGAACGAGGUGAGAAAAGAAGAGGAGUCUAAAAAUGUGGCAGUAAUGGAGAGAGCAGAGGGAGAAGAAGAAGAAGAGGAGGAGGAAGAAGAAGAAGAAGAAGAAGAAGAAGAAGAAGAAGAAGAGUCCAUAGAGAAGAUUGUUGAACAAAAACACCUAAAUGUAGAACAGCGAAAGGAAACAAAGGAAGAAGAAGAAGAAGAAGAAGAGGAAGAAGAAGAAGAAGAAGAAGAAGAAGAAGAGGACGAAGAACUAGAGGAUGAAGAGUCCGAAGAGGAGAAGGAAGAAGAGCAUAAAAAGAAAAGUGAAGUGCAAAGAGUCCAAAAAAAUGCCAUUAAUUAUAACUUAAAAGAUGUAAAGAAAACUUUGGAAAGUAAAGAAAAUGAAGAAAGUGAAGAGGAUGAAGACGAAGAAGAUGAGGAUGGUGAUGUUGAAGACAAUAGCGAAGAAGAUGCGCCAAAUCGUAAGCGAUAAACUGUCAAUUCUAAAUUGAUUUCGUUAAACAUAUGUUUCCAUUAACGUGGUAUAAUUGUGAAAGCUGAAAGAAGCAUUUUUGUUUUAUUCCUACUAACCUUUGGAGAAAAAAAUCACUUCGAAAUUCAUAUUUCAUGAAUCAAAGACUAUUACAAGAAAUAAUUUAUAUAUUAUUAAAAUUCGAAGCUUCCAAAUUAUUUAGUCAACAAAUGUUUGAAAAUUUUACGGCCACAAAUUUUUCAUUGGGAAGCAAUCAAGAACGAAUGCUUGAUAGAACGAAGUGACAAAGAAAUGUUUGUCCCCUUUUAUUUUACAAAAAUGUUGAGAGUAAUAAAUUCUGAAAUAAUGUAGAUUUAAUAUAGAAGAGAAAAAUGUUCACGUUUCUUGUAUUAAAUAUAAAAGAAGUCUAGGAUGCAGUGAUGCAGUAAUGAAUGCCACCUUUUCACACCAAUUAAGUCGAAAAUAUCCAAUUGUAAACAGCUAGUUGUUAGAAAUCGGAAUCAAGUUUAUUGUUAUACUGUUCAGAUUUCCCUCCAAAUCCCGUGUUAAGUAUCUUCCAUUAUUGUUAUCAACAAUUGAAUGCUCGUCGAUGUUUUUUGAUUGAUCAAAUAAAGAAGAAAGAAUGAA
Messenger RNA from Diachasmimorpha longicaudata, 3143 nucleotides. It is a transcript of the gene RIC-3, whose product is annotated as resistance to inhibitors of cholinesterase protein 3-like. Gene Ontology annotation, cellular component: neuron projection; intracellular membrane-bounded organelle; neuronal cell body. Gene Ontology annotation, biological process: protein localization to cell surface; synaptic transmission, cholinergic. The coding region runs from base 141 to 2516 and encodes 791 amino acids. The record is from RefSeq and is a predicted model, not a curated record. The transcript is spliced from 8 exons. NCBI's taxonomy places the organism in Eukaryota, Metazoa, Arthropoda, Insecta, Hymenoptera, Braconidae.